This is a messenger RNA of Hydatigera taeniaeformis, 1650 nucleotides long. The record is from the annotation of a GenBank genome assembly. Lineage: Eukaryota; Metazoa; Platyhelminthes; Cestoda; Cyclophyllidea; Taeniidae.
AUGUCUGGAACUCCUGCCUCAGGCUCAGUAGCCUCUUUGAAUCUACAAGUGGCUGCAUCGACAGUAGCUCCUGCAUCGAAUCCAAAAAAUAAGGAAAUUUACAAAUACGAGGCUUCUUGGAACAUAUACUCAAUUAAUUGGUCGUUGCGGCAGGAUAAACGCUUUCGUCUGGCCAUUGGAAGUUUUAUCGAAGAAUACAACAAUAAAAUCCAAAUAAUCACUCUUGACGAAGAGCAGGGUGAGUUCGUCGCCCAACCCGCUUUUAAUCACUACUAUCCUGCAACGAAAGUGAUGUGGAUGCCAGACCCCAAGGGCAAUUGUCCAGACCUGCUGGCUACCAGUGGCGAUUAUCUCCGAAUAUGGAAAGUGUCAGAGAGUCCCACGAAAUUAGAAUGUAUACUUAAUAAUAACCAAUCCACUGGAUUUUGCGCACCGCUGACCUCCUUUGAUUGGAAUGAGGCUGAUCCCACUAUUAUUGGUGCUUCUAGUGUAGAUACAACAUGCACGAUUUGGGGUUUAGAGACACAACAAGCUAUUGGACGAACUCGAAACGUCAAUGGUCAUGUCAAAACACAAGUAAUAGCUCAUGACAAGGAGGUUUAUGAUAUCGCUUUCAGUCGGGCAGCUGGUAAUAGGGAUAUUUUCGCGAGUGUUGGUGCGGAUGGAUCAGUGCGUCUUUUUGAUCUUCGAAAUCUCUUGACAUCCACCAUAAUCUACGAAAAUCGUAAUCGAACUCCACUUCUACGUCUAGCAUGGAAUAGGCAGGAUCCCAAUUAUAUCGCCACCUUUGCCAUGGACUCUAAGGAGGUAACUAUAUUGGAUCUUCGUGUACUUUCUACACCGAUGGCUACUCUAGAUAACCACCGAGGUUAUCUAAACGGUCUGGCCUGGGCGCCGCACUCCAGCUGUCACAUCUGCACUGCGGGGGAGGACUGCUUGGCGCUGAUUUGGGAUAUUCAGUCCAUGCCGAGGGCAAUCGAGGACCCAAUCUUGGCCUACACCGCGGCUGCAGAAAUAAAUCAAAUCCAAUGGAGCGCUCUUCAACCCGACUGGAUUGCAAUCUGUUAUCAAAACUGCUUAGAGAUCCUACGUAUCCUUUUUGUGGGCCUGAAGUUGCAGAGGGAUCCUGAGCUGAUGAAAGAUUUAGAGGUCUAUCGAUUUGUUCAAGUAGUGAAUGAAUUCAUUGAUGAGGCCUAUAAAAGGCGCAGCAAGUCGAGAUUGAGUGAAAGAAUAAGUGUUUUUACGAGUGACUACACAGCGCCUUGUUUGGUUGUAGCGUUGUCCAAGAAAUCCAACGCUUCGGAAGCCUUCAUUGAUUUCAGCAAGUGCGCAAAGUAUGCAAAAUAUGAAAUGCCUGAUGAGGCACUCUAUGGUCGUGUGGGGUAUCUAGCUGGACUUCUAGCUCUCUUAGAUGAAGGCCAUCAGAUUGAUGAAGAUGAUGUAUGCAGGAUUGUGGAAAAAGUGCUGGAAGGGGGUCGUUCCCUUUCUAAGCAGGUGGCCGCACGUCCAGGUGUAUACCAUGACUUGGUGAAGGGUAUGCGUAAACCUCCCGACUGUCCCCCUCUCAUGUUUAUGUGGCAUGAGAAAUUCUACCUCGGGGCUGCUCACGGCUUUGCUGGGAUUCUACACAUUCUCUUAAGGGUACAGUAA